CUUUGGCUGUUAUCGAAUACUGCUGGUGUUUUGUUUUUGUUAGUUCUUUUGGCGAAUAAAAUAAACGAAAUGGAGCAUUUCUUGAGGGGAUGCGGCAUUUGACCAGGCGGGCACCAGCAGCGGCAUGCCACAGAAGCGCAGCAGAACGAUUUGGGUAUCUUUAUAACGGAGAUUCAGAUGGUUGAGAGAAUCGCCCGAGAGCAAGUGGUUUAGUUCGCCCCCGAAGACGACGAAUGUAAAUUUUAAUUAAAAUCAAUUAGGCGCACACCCGUAAACACGCACCAAACCAAUACUCCGUAUGCUUAUUUGGAGAGCGAGCACCGCAUAGAGCACAAAACUAUACGUUGGACGAAAUUCCGCGCUUAACCUGUUCAGUCGGUCGUGGUCGUGGCGGUGGUGCAACCAAUGGACAUAAUUGGUCUAAUUGGACAGAGCAGCAGAAGCAGCGGAGCACCCCCAGUUACAAUAGGAUGGCACAAUUUACACUCUACAACAAACACAAUGCGCCGCCCAGCAACGACAUUACACGCGUCGACUGCGAGCAUGUGCCCCUAUGCUCCGCCAACGACGUACAGCUAAGAUUCCUGGUGCCCGAUGAUUUGACCGAGGUGCGGCAACUGUGCCAAGAAUGGUUUCCAAUCGACUAUCCACUCUCAUGGUAUGAGGAUAUUACCUCAAGCACGCGCUUCUUUGCGCUGGCAGCUGUAUAUAAUCUGGCCAUAAUUGGUUUAAUUGUUGCUGAAAUCAAACCGUAUCGAAAUGUCAAUAAGGAGGUAAUAGCCAAUAUGAGUGAUAGUGAUGAAUUGUACACCAGGCUGAGCGGUUUUCCAAUGCAGGACAAGGGCAUAUUGCCCGACUCGAUGGGUCGGAACGCGGACGUCGGCUACAUAUUAUCCCUGGGCGUGCAUCGGUCACAUAGACGCAAUGGGAUUGGCUCGCUGCUGCUGGAUGCCCUCAUGAACCACCUGACGACGGUCGAACGGCACUCGGUGAAGGCAAUCUUCCUGCACACGCUGACCACCAACCAACCUGCCAUAUUUUUCUAUGAAAAGCGAAGAUUCACGCUACACUCGUUCCUGCCCUACUACUACAACAUACGGGGCAAGGGCAAGGACGGCUUCACCUACGUGAACUACAUUAACGGAGGCCAUCCGCCUUGGACACUACUAGAUCACAUCAAGCACUACGCCUCCAAGGUGCGUCACACCAGCACCCUCUGCGUGUGGAUGGCUUCCCGUGUGCAGCAGGUGGUGCGUUGGUUCUACCACAAGCUGCUGAUGCGCUUCAAUUUUAUUGAAUGAGAAGGAAAGGACCAAGGACUGACUGCAGCACGACUGGACAACCCCACAAAUCACAAAACGGCAUUCUUCCGAGUCACAAAAACAAACAAACACUUUUAAUUCUGAUUUUGAGUCGAUGCAUAGCAUUAUGUUAUGUCAUUCUGCUGAGCAUGUUUAACGACCCCCCACAUACAAGAACAUAUAUAUAUAUAUAAUUGCACAGAAACACACACACACACACACACACCCUCAUAUACACCUUCAUUAUAAAUGUUAGGCAAUACCCCUUCUGCAGAUCAUUUCGUUUUUAUACAAAAGAGAGAAUAACUAGAAAACAACAACAAGAGUUGAGCAUAAGUUGAAAGAUGUAAAGAUAAUUUUAUAUGUGUAUUAUUACGUUUUAAAUGAUAUUUGUUCACUGCUGUAAAUAGUCUUUAUGAUGUUUAGACGCUGUAACUGUUUGCCCAUGGUGGCGCGCAAGUGAUUUUGAUACUUUUUGUUGGACAUAUUCCAUGUAUGCUAUAUUUAAUGACUGUAUGUAGUAUGUAUGUUUCCUUGUACGUUUAUAAUUUUCUUUAUUUUUUUUGUUUGUUAAGUUCCACGCACAAGACAAGUCAUUUAUAUUAGCGAAAAUUCAACACAACAAAGAUGCUCAUGCUUUAAUGCUAAAUUUAUGGAAUCUGCACGAAAAUAGCUUUGAACGGAGAAUGAGAAACGAAUACUAUCUACAAAACAACAACACCCAACAACACAAAAUCACUUUCAAAACUCUGUUCGCUGUUUCUAUAGUAUUUUGUAAAAGUAUUUUAAUGCAACUUGUUUCGCAGCUAAUUCAUAUUAUUUUAGGCACAAUUUAUUUAGCAAAUUGUAAUAUUUUUAAAAUAAAAACUUGUAAAGU
Molecule: messenger RNA, 2178 nt
Organism: Drosophila obscura
Lineage: Eukaryota; Metazoa; Arthropoda; Insecta; Diptera; Drosophilidae
Gene: Naa60
Product: N-alpha-acetyltransferase 60
Exons: 5
Coding region: 471-1301 (276 amino acids)
Biological process (GO): N-terminal peptidyl-methionine acetylation
Cellular component (GO): Golgi membrane
Molecular function (GO): histone acetyltransferase activity; protein-N-terminal amino-acid acetyltransferase activity
Source: RefSeq, a predicted model, not a curated record